AUGCGCAGAAGGCUUAUUGAUUCAUUAAGUGCGGCACAGGAGUCAGCCCUGAAUGAAGUAUCCCCCUCCGACUCCGAAGCCCAUGACGCAAACACAUCUUCGGACUUCAAAGUUCGUAGAAGAGAAAAUGUUGGCUCGCCGCAAACAGACCAAAAUCGGAUUCCAAAAACCUCCACAGCAUCCAUAGAGAGUGCCAGGGAGACAAGAACAUCGGCACCACCAGCUCUUUUACGUUCCAGGAUAACCUACGCUCGCCAGCGCUCUUUUCUAGGAAGUGCCUUGAACGACUCUGUCUCUGGUAUUCAUGAUGCUCCGGUCGCAGCUUUGAACAAUACCGAAGCCGGGAUACUUUCUGUAGCCCACAAAGCUACCACUUCACUCCCGCUGUCGGCUGAUGGCGACGAUCCUGGCAGGCCUGUCCGUAGCAUUCACGAGCUCAGACAGGCUGGGGACAAUGCUCGCUUCCAAGAGUCGGUUGAGUCACUAUUCGAUGACAUCGACAACCCCGGCAACUCGACUUCCGAUAUAUGCAAUGGGAUAAUCCAACUGUGCAAAAAGCUACUCGAACCCAACUUUAUGCAUAGAUUCUCGGAGAACGCUUUUGACGAACGACUAGUGAAAUGUACAUUGGGCAAUCUGGACGUUGUCCCUACAUGUCUGACACUAUGUGCCUAUAGGUUGGUUUGUCUUAAAGGAAUACACUCAUACUCGCAUUUGAGAACGUUUUGGGCACGACUUGUCGAUAGAUCACAGUCACUGCUCAUGGUGAAAGACGAUAUCAUGUCAUUGGCAGGCAAGCCACGAUCUCAUCUUUCGAAAGCCGUGCAAGCCUCGCUAAGGGAUCUUAUCCCACAAUUGACUUUCUUGUUGUUUCCCGAUAGCACGGCACCGAAACUCUACCCACAUUUGAUCAUUCUUUCCUGCAUUCAAUAUUGCUUGGCAGUAUUCCAAGACAAGAGCCACCGCAUAGAGUCAAUGUCUCCGCCUAUGUUAAGCAGUCUCGUCGGGCUUCUGCUUCCGAACAGUGCUGAAAGCCCAACACACCCGCCUCUCCAUAACAACUUUCAAACGAAAUCAAUGACUCUCCGUAUCCUAGAGAGCUACAUAAUGUUAUCCCCUAUGCCACGCUAUCUGUACAGCAGUCCUUUCCAGAAGUUUGUCCUACUACACAAUGACUUCAUUGAAUCAGCUCAGGAUGAUCAAGGCAGACAAAUUCUGGCACUGUAUCUGAGGGUCAUACUUAACCUCACCAAUAACGAAUGUUUGGCGUGCGAACAAUAUGCCUCCCCCGAGAUGAUCAUUGGAUUUGCUCGAAUUGUCAGCGCAGGAUUGUCUAGUGCAUCUGCUUUCUUUGGCUCUAAUGAGCAUGAUCCUGUCAGCCUUGUUAUCCUGGCUCUGGGUAUCCUUACAAAUCUGGCAGAACAGAGCGAGAGUUGCAGAGCUUGCUUUCUUAUGCCAGCGCAUGACUCACAGCCCCCCCUUGACAUACUUGUGCAGCAGUUUUCUCUCAACAUUGACCUUGUCAGCCAUGCAAAAUCCGUUUCUGAGGUACAUUCCACUGUUGCUGUUGGCUACUUGUCAAUACUAUUGGCUGUCCUCUGUUUGCAUACAGAACCAUGCGCCCGGAUUCGAGAAUUGCUACUUAACUUUGGUAGAGAGGUCGCCUCUGUCAAAUCAACGGCCAAGGAAUUCUUCCUAUAUUAUGAGAAAGCUGAACGAGAUUCGCGACUCACCGAACCUCAAGAAAAUGGCAACACAUCCACGGCACAAAGCUAUUAUCCGACGAUUGAAAACACGUUCAGCCGCAUCAUCAAAUACAACGGCCAAGAUUUCGCAACUGAGAUUGUUGACACAGCCGGCCAAGAUGAGUACAGCAUACUGAAUUCUAAGCACUUCAUUGGCAUCCAUGGGUACAUUAUUGUUUACUCGUUGUCAUCCCGUCAAUCAUUCGAUAUGGUCAGAGUUAUCCGAGAUAAGAUAUUAAAUCAUCUGGGUGCCGACCACGUGCCCCUUGUGAUUGUCGGAAACAAAAGUGAUCUCAAAUCCGAGCAACGUCAGGUCUCGCUUGAAGAAGGUCGGCAGCUGGGUGAGGAGUUUCACUGUGCGUUCACUGAGGCUAGCGCUCGCCUUGAUUACAAUGUUGGAAAGGCCUUUGACUUGAUCAUUGGCGAGAUUGAAAAAUCACAGAAUCCGUCUCAGCCUGCAGGCGGCAACAAGUGUUCUGUAAUGUGA
This is a messenger RNA of Aspergillus homomorphus CBS 101889, 2232 nucleotides long. RefSeq names its product ras-domain-containing protein. The record is from RefSeq and is a predicted model, not a curated record. Gene Ontology annotation, cellular component: plasma membrane. Gene Ontology annotation, molecular function: GTP binding; GTPase activity; GDP binding. The coding region runs from base 1 to 2232 and encodes 743 amino acids. Lineage: Eukaryota; Fungi; Ascomycota; Eurotiomycetes; Eurotiales; Aspergillaceae. Gene Ontology annotation, biological process: small GTPase-mediated signal transduction. The transcript has 5 exons.